AGUCGGCAAAGGACAGAAGAAAAAAAAAUAACACACUGAUUGUAAAUAUUGCGCGUGCUAGUGCUCCGGGUUAUUCAAUCCUGCAAAAGAGAGGCGAUAAGCGUUUUGGAAAUGCAGUCAACAAAACUACUUAUCGGUAUAGUAACAAACGCCAAUGCGUGCGCCGUACGCUGCCUAUCGUCCAAUAGUGCAGCCAUAGUGAAGGUGCACCGCAGUAUCUACGCCCGCCGGUAUCCCACCGUGAUGGUACUUCCGAAUGGAGCCACGAUCAACCUUAGCUAUCACGAGCCAAGAAGGAUAAUAAAGCUGCCCCUUGAUUUGAGUUUGCUGACGGAAGCGGAACGAAAAGCACGCAUUGAAAAGCGUAAACCCAAACUAAAGAUCCGUAUCGACGAUGAUGUUGAGGACACAUUCAAUGCCAACAAAUACUUGAAGUAUAUGAAGAAAAAAUAAGCCGUUUCUGUGGAAAUGACGUGCAUUAUAUAGCUUGUAAAUAGGAAGCAACACUAUGUAGGGUGAAGAAAAAAAGGAUACUAAUAAAUCUGGUCGCUUGCCGGUUUAGAAGCGCGUACAAAAUUGCA
Molecule: messenger RNA, 581 nt
Organism: Anopheles stephensi (Asian malaria mosquito)
Lineage: Eukaryota; Metazoa; Arthropoda; Insecta; Diptera; Culicidae
Gene: mRpL55
Product: 39S ribosomal protein L55, mitochondrial
Exons: 2
Coding region: 112-453 (113 amino acids)
Biological process (GO): translation
Cellular component (GO): mitochondrial large ribosomal subunit
Molecular function (GO): structural constituent of ribosome
Source: RefSeq, a predicted model, not a curated record